This is a messenger RNA of Antechinus flavipes (yellow-footed antechinus), 3504 nucleotides long. It is a transcript of the gene TJP3, whose product is annotated as tight junction protein 3. The record is from RefSeq and is a predicted model, not a curated record. Gene Ontology annotation, molecular function: cell adhesion molecule binding. The transcript is spliced from 21 exons. Bases 182 to 2932 code for a protein of 916 amino acids. NCBI's taxonomy places the organism in Eukaryota, Metazoa, Chordata, Mammalia, Dasyuromorphia, Dasyuridae. Gene Ontology annotation, biological process: protein localization to cell-cell junction; cell-cell junction organization; establishment of endothelial intestinal barrier. Gene Ontology annotation, cellular component: bicellular tight junction; plasma membrane.
AGCAGGUGUAGCUGAGACUGAGACGGACAGGGACUAGAAUUUGGGUUCCCCGCGCCAAGUUUCCUUCCCUCAGUCCUCCCUCCCGUACAGCAGUGUUAACAGCUUCCUGGGGUCCCAAAGGAAACCCUCCAGUGUUUUUAGCCGCCCACCAUGCUGGGAAGCUGAAGGACCUCCCCGGUGUAUGAUGGCGGUGAGAUUUCAGGUUUUGGACAUGGAAGAGAUGACCAUCUGGGAGCAGCAUACCACCACACUGUGCAGGGAUCCUCGAAGGGGCUUUGGGAUUGCCAUUUCAGGAGGCCGUGACCGACCCAGUGGGGCUAACAGUAAUGGAUCAGUAGUGAUAUCUGAUGUGGUACUAGGAGGACCAGCUAUGGGCAGGCUACAGACUGGAGACCAUAUCGUCAUGGUGAAUGGGGUUUCCAUGGAGAAUGUGUCUUCGACUUUUGCCAUACAGACCCUCAAGACUUGCACCAAAUUUGCCAACAUUACCAUAAAAAGGCCUCGAAAAAUUCAGCUGCCAACCACUAAGACCAGCUACCCCACUUCAAGCCUGGGCCCCAACUCACAGAAUCAGGGGCCACCAUGGGGCCACCAGGACCAGGAGGAACUGGAUCACAGCCGGGGCUAUGAGGGUGACUCUUCCAGUGAGCGCAGCUCAGGCCACAGCUGGACUGAGCGUUCUCGGAGGCGGAGUCGAGCUGGUAGCCGCAGAGGUCACAGUCGGGAGAGCCGGGUAGAUCAGCCAGAUGGAGCCAAUGGGCUGGCCCUGGUAUCUGGCUUCAAGAGACUCCCAAGACAUGAUGUAUUGAUGAAGCCAGUGGAAUCAGUAUUGGUGAAGAAAAAAGAGAGUGAGGAGUUUGGCGUAAAGCUCGGCAGUCAGAUCUUCAUCAAGCACAUUACAGAAUCAGGCCUAGCCUCCAAGAGCAAGGGACUGAAGGAGGGUGAUCUCGUCCUUAAGAUCAAUGGAGUGUCGAGCCAAAACUUGUCCCUGAAUGAUACCCGACGAUUGAUCGAGAGGUCAGAAGGGACCCUGACCUUAUUGGUACUCAGAGAUCAUCAGCAGUUCUUGGUGAACAUCCCCCCAGCAGUCAACAGUGACAGUGAGAGUUCUGGCUUGGAGGACAUCUCUGACAUUGGCUCUGAGCCUUCCCAGGCACCCCCAUCCCACGUGCCCCCACCACCUGGUGGCAAACGUCGGAUUUCUGAUGCCAGCUGGACAGAGUCUCCUCCGGAGGAGUCAGUGGAACCAGGAUCCCCUCGGGAAUCAGGUACCCAGGAGACCCUGAGAGGAAGCAGCUACGAUAUCUAUCGGGUCCCCACUAGCCAAAAACAAGAUUAUGGGUAUAGUCCAGACACUCGGGUGAUCCAUUUCAUCAAAGGUGCCAGCAUCGGGCUCCGUCUAGCUGGGGGCAAUGACGUUGGCAUUUUCGUAUCAGACGUGCAAGAAGGGAGCCCAGCAGAUGGACAAGGAAUUCAGGAAGGAGACCAGAUCCUACAGGUGAAUGAGCAGUCAUUCCAAAACCUGACCAGGGAGGAGGCUGUUCAGUACUUACUGGGGCUGCCCCCAGGAGAGGAAAUAGAGCUGCUUACUCAGCGCAAGCAAGAUAUCUUUAGGAAGAUGGUCAAGUCAAGUGUAGGUGACUCCUUCUAUAUCCGUACCCACUUUGAGCUGGAACCUAGUCCACCUCUGGGCUUGGGCUUUACCCGAGGGGACGUCUUCCAUGUUUUGGACACAUUGUACCCUGAGAAGGGAAGAGGUGGCAGCUGGCUGGCAGUUCGCAUGGGCAGGGACCUGACAGAACAGGAUCGGGGUAUUAUUCCCAACCAAAGCAGGGCUGAGCAAUUGGCGUCGCUGGAAGCUGCCCAGAGAGCUAUGGGCUCAGGGCCUUUCUCUUCCUCAGCUUCCACAGGAGCCCGAGCUGAGUUCUGGAAGCUUCGGGGCCUGCGUAUAGGUGCCAAAAAGCAUAUGCGCCAAAGCCGUGAGGACUUGUCAGCCCUGACAAAGCAGGGCAACUAUCCACCCUAUGAGCGGGUAGUGCUGAGGGAAGCCAGCUUCAAACGUCCUGUGGUUAUCAUGGGCCCUGUGGCUGACGUUGCCAUGCAGAAGUUGUGUUCUGAGAUGCCUGAUCAGUUUGAAGUUGCAGAGAGCGUCACAAGAACAGAGGGUCCCUCAAAGGUUGUCAAGCUGGACACAGUGCGGGUGAUUGCUGAGAAGGACAAGCACACUCUGCUAGAUGUGACACCUUCUGCUGUGGAGCGUCUCAAUUAUGUGCAGUAUUACCCUAUUGUGGUGUUCUGUGCCCCUGAAAGCCGGACAGGAGUCAAGUCCCUGCGGCAAUGGUUGACACCCACCUCUAGGAAGAGUUCUCGCCGCCUCUAUGCCCAAGCCACCAAGCUGAAGAAGUACCACAGCCAUCUAUUCACAGCUACCAUUCAACUUAAGGGGAACAACAAUGGCUGGUACCAGGAGCUCAAAGAUAUCAUCAAAACCCAGCAAUCCCGACCCAUUUGGACAGCUGAAGACCAGUUUGACAAUGCAGCCGAAGAGAAUCUGGACCUGCCCCACCAGGACUUUGGGGGGAGCAAUGCCUAUCUCAGCUGUGACAGUCGUGUCAAUAGUGACUAUGAGACAGAUGGAGAAGGUGGAUUUUACACGGACAAUGACAUGGAGGAGGAGCUCACAGAACCAGCAUUGGCUCGUUCAUCAGAACCAGUAGAAAUAGAUGAGGUAGAGAAUCUGAGGAAAGAGACACUGCCAGCUUCAACAUACCCAAGAGCCCAGGCCAGGGAUCUAUCUGCCAAAGGCCAGUGGAGAGAAGAUAGCAUGAGAACCUAUGAGCGAGAAGCCUUGAGAAAAAAAUUCACCCGAGCCCGGAACUAUGAGUCGGAUGAGGAUGAUGGCUAUGACUGGGGCCCUGCCACUGACCUGUGACCCUGGGGCAUGUUGACCUGUCCAACACCAAGGUCACCUCAGGGAAUCUGAAAGGUCCUCCUGCCUUAUUCCAGCAGCCUCAAGGAAGGGGACUCACUCUGGCUUCUACCUCCUCAUUCUGGGAACGCCAUCUCCACAUCUGCCUACUUCUAAGAAAGUUGGAUUUUUGUACACCACCACCCACUCCUUUGGUAAUGCAAGACGUGGAAGGAAGACACUACCCCAUCCCUCAUACUCCCUACUGUCAGUGUCACAAAACAUGAGCCCCUCCAGCACAGUCUUGUCCUAGACUGUGUUAGGAGAACAUGUUUUCAUUCUCCCAGAACCACUGGACCAAAAUCAAGGCAAACUCUUGUGAGUUUUGUGUGGGGAAACAAAGAUCAUUUUGAGGGUCUGGAUUUAACCCAGGGCUUGAAUGGUGUUAGUAUAGAGUUAAGAGUUUAAAAAAAAAAAAAAAAAAACCUGGGUAUCUAUGAACUUAAAAAAAAACUUGAUAACUAUAUUUCAAUACAAUUGGUUUUCUUGGUAAUCCUGCAUUGUUUAUUUUAUUAAAAAAUAUUCUGAGAAAUCCA